CUAGUGAGACAGCAUAGAUUGCCGACAAAGCUCCCCCACCUCCCAUCGAUCAAGAUUCCUCGUUCCUUCACCCGUCCUUAUCAAGGCUCGAUCGCUUUUGAGAGUUUGCUGCUCUCUGUUCAUUGCAGCUUCUUCCCAUCGCUAGAUUCCUCGCCUUUCUCACCACACACUCAGUCAGCAGCGAUCAUGGUUGCGUGGGUGGAUUUCGGUCAACCCAGCUUUUGGCUCGCGGCGGGGUCGAUUGUGUUUAACCCGACGUUCUGGAAUAUUGCGGCUCGUCAAGAAUACCACAACAAGGCCAUCACGAAGCUCUUCGGCGGCAACUCGCGCCUAGGCUGCUACGCCCUGGCCGUCACCAUCUUCUCCCUCGGCAUCAUCAGGGACUACAUCUACCACACCGCCCUCUCCCACCAACCCACCCACCCGCUCCUCACCUCCUCUCCCCCCAUCCACCUCUCCGCCAUCCCCCUCUUUUUAACAGGCAACCUCCUCGUCCUGACGUCCAUGUACGCCCUCGGCAUCACAGGCACCUACCUAGGCGACUACUUCGGCAUCCUCAUGGACGAACCCGUCACCUCGUUCCCCUUCAACGUCACGAGCGCGCCCAUGUACCACGGUAGCACGCUGAGUUUCCUCGCCGCGGCCAUCUGGGCGGGCAAACCUGCGGGGUUGUUGCUCACGGCCUUGGUCGCCCUGGCGUACAAGGUCGCGAGAAGGUAUGAGGAUCCCUUCACGGCUAUGAUAUAUGCGAAGCGGGACAGGGAGGGAAGGAGGGAAGGGAAGAAGGGAUUGUAGGGAAAGAAAAGGUAAGAGGUCGGGAAAGUGAGCUUGGCUCAUAGAUACGCCGCUCAAGUCGGCGUGGAUGCUGAGCAUUGACUCCAU
Westerdykella ornata is the source of this 882-nucleotide messenger RNA. RefSeq names its product phosphatidylethanolamine N-methyltransferase. Gene Ontology annotation, biological process: phosphatidylcholine biosynthetic process. Gene Ontology annotation, molecular function: S-adenosylmethionine-dependent methyltransferase activity. Bases 187 to 795 code for a protein of 202 amino acids. The transcript has 5 exons. NCBI's taxonomy places the organism in Eukaryota, Fungi, Ascomycota, Dothideomycetes, Pleosporales, Sporormiaceae. The record is from RefSeq and is a predicted model, not a curated record.